CACGUAUCCCCGCCCUGCUCCCCGACAGGCCCCGGGGCUUCGGCAGGGCCUGAUCGGCGGCUGUCUUGGCCCCUUCACCGGGACGCAGAGCCGCGGUUGCUCCGCUGUGGUCAUGGCGCAGGAGGAAACCCGGAGACGCGCGGCUUGGAUGAAGGACGCGUUGCGCAUCAAGUAAAAGCCGGAGCUCCUGAAACUUUGCAGCGACGUGAAUCGAAACGGGACCGUAUUUCGCGCAGAUUUCACCUCCACGGAGCAUGACUCAAGUGCGCGGCUGUAAAUAGUGAACUUCCACUCGGCCCAGGACGCACGGAUUACCUCCAGGCCCCGCCGGAGGUCCCUGAACCGCACUUUGCGCACCACCCUGCCUCAUACAGACUGACCCCCCCCCCCCCCUUUCUUUUUCCAGACUGCCGUUGCUUUAUCGGUGCGUUUGUUUCCACUAAGGAGCCAUGGUGGACGCGGCGGAGUGCGGGGUCAGGGUGAUGUGCCGCUUCAGGCCCCUCAACGAGGCCGAGAUCACCAGAGGAGACCAGUACAUCCCCAAAUUCAAAGACGACGACACCGUGGUCAUAACGGGGAAGCCGUACGCGUUCGACCGGGUUCUGCCUCCAAACACCUCCCAGGAGCAGGUGUACGACCAGUGUGCCAAACAGAUCGUCAAAGAUGUGCUGGGUGGUUACAACGGGACCAUCUUCGCCUAUGGACAGACGUCCUCUGGGAAGACACACACAAUGGAGGGCAAAUUGCACGACCCGCAGCUCAUGGGAAUCAUCCCUCGCAUCGCCCACGACAUCUUCGACCACAUCUACUCCAUGGACGAAAACCUGGAGUUUCACAUCAAGGUUUCUUAUUUUGAAAUCUACCUGGACAAAAUCAGAGACCUGCUGGAUGUGUCAAAGACAAACCUGGCUGUGCACGAAGACAAGAACAGAGUCCCCUACGUCAAGGGCUGCACUGAACGAUUUGUGUCCAGUCCUGAGGAGGUGAUGGACGUCAUUGAUGAGGGCAAAGCCAAUCGACAUGUAGCAGUGACGAACAUGAAUGAACACAGCUCUCGCAGCCACAGCAUCUUCCUCAUCAACAUCAAGCAGGAAAACAUUGAAACCGAGAAGAAACUGUCGGGGAAACUCUACCUGGUGGACUUGGCCGGCAGCGAGAAGGUGAGUAAGACCGGAGCAGAGGGAGCGGUGCUGGAUGAGGCCAAGAACAUCAACAAAUCCCUGUCGGCGCUGGGGAACGUCAUUUCAGCUCUGGCCGAGGGAACAAAAAGUCAUGUGCCGUAUCGAGACAGUAAGAUGACGCGGAUCCUGCAGGACUCUUUGGGAGGAAACUGCCGCACAACAAUCAUCAUCUGCUGCUCACCGUCCAUCUACAAUGAAGCUGAGACCAAGUCCACGCUCAUGUUUGGACAGAGAGCCAAGACCAUCAAGAACACGGUGUCGGUGAAUCUGGAGCUGACGGCCGAGGAGUGGAAGAAGAAAUAUGAGAAGGAGAAGGACAAGAACAAGAGUCUGAAGAACAUCAUCCAGAGGCUGGAGGCCGAGCUGAGCCGCUGGAGGAACGGGGAGAAUGUUCCGGAAGAAGAACAGCUGAGUUCUAAAGACCAGAAGAACAUCGAACCGUACGACAACACUCUCAUCGACAACCUGCUGCCGACCGGAGGAGGAGGAGGAGGAGGAGGAGGUGGAGGGUCAGUGGGCAGCGAGGAGAGGAGGAAGUAUGAGGAGGACAUCAGUAACCUGUACAAACAACUGGACGACAAGGAUGAUGAAAUCAACCAACACAGUCAACUGGCUGAGAAACUCAAAGAGCAGAUGAUGGACCAGGAGGAGCUGCUGGCCUCCACCAGACGUGACUACGAGAAGAUCCAGGAGGAGCUGUGUCGUCUGCAGACGGAGAACGAACUGGCCAAGGAGGAGGUGAAGGAGGUCCUGCAGGCUCUGGAGGAACUGGCCGUCAACUACGACCAGAAGAGCCAAGAGGUGGAGGAGCGAGACCAGGCCAACCUGCAGCUGAGUGAGGAGCUGCAGCACAAGACGGCGUUGCUGUCGGCGGUGCAGAGGGAGCUGAGUCAGCUGCAGGAGCUGAACGGUCUGCAGAGGAAGAGGGCGGCCGAAGUCCUCAACCUGCUGCUGCGCGACCUCAGCGACAUCGGCGCCAUCAUCGGAACCAGUGAUGUCAAGACCACCGCGUCUUCAGAGACCAAAGGGAACGGCUCAGCGGUGGAGGAGGAGUUCACUGUUGCUCGCCUCUACAUCAGCAAGAUGAAGUCGGAGGUGAAGUCUCUGGUCAAUCGUAGUAAACAGCUGGAGAGCACUCAGGCCGACGCCCACCGCAAGAUCCAGGCCAAUGAGAAAGAGCUGGCGUCCUGUCAGCUGCUCGUCUCCCAGCAUCAGGCUAAGAUCAAGUCUCUGACAGACUACAUGCAGAACAUGGAGCAGAAGAAGAGGCAGCUGGAGGAGAGUCAGGAUGCUUUAACGGAGGAACUGGCCAAACUCCAGGCUCAGGAGAAAAUGCACGAGGUGUCCAGGGAAGAAAAGGAGAAGGAGGACAUCGGCAGACUGGACGGAGAGGAGGACAUCAAGAGAACACUGGAGGAGCAGCUGGAAAACCACAGGGAGGCUCAUCAGAAGCAGCUGAGUCGCCUUCGAGACGAGAUCGAGGACAAGCAGAGGAUGUUGGACGAGCUGACGGAUCUGAACCAGGGUCUGCUGCUGGAACAGGAGAGGCUUAUGUCCGACUACGAGAAGGUCAAAGCUGAAGAGCAGGAGAAGGACGCCAAGCUGCAAAAACUCAUGCUGUUUAAUGAGCAGAGGGAACAGGCCAGAGAGGAUCUGAAGGGUCUGGAGGAGACUGUGGCCAAAGAGCUCCAGACUCUGCACAACCUGCGUAAACUCUUCGUCCAGGACCUCACCACACGGGUUAAGAAGAGUGCAGAGCUGGACUGUGAAGAAGGACUUGGAAACGUGGCCCAGAAACAGAAGAUCUCCUUCCUGGAAAACAACCUGGAACAACUCACCAAGGUCCACAAGCAGCUGGUCCGAGACAACGCAGACCUUCGAUGCGAGCUGCCCAAGCUGGAGAAGCGUCUUCGCGCCACGGCCGAGCGAGUCAAAGCCCUGGAGAACGCCCUGAAGGAAGCCAAGGAGAACGCCAUGAGGGACCGCAAGCGCUACCAGCAGGAAGUGGACCGCAUCAAAGAGGCCGUACGGGCCAAGAACAUGGCCAGGAGGGGCUACUCGGCACAGAUCGCGAAGCCCAUCAGGCCUGGACAUCAUCCACUGUCGUCUCCAAUCAGCAGCUCCAUCAGGGCCGGAGGCGUCUACACCCACAACAACUAGAACCACAACCAGACUGGCCAUCAACAGCUCCAAGCAUGUCCACCAUCGAAACCACAAGCUCUGCCCCUUCCCGUCCAACCACCGACCGGACCGCCCAUCGUACCAGUCGCCGUCGCCGCUCAGAGAAUCACCAUGACGACCACCAUGUACAUACUGUUAUGAGAUGUAGACAUGUUCCAGUUGCAGAUUCCACACGUAGACCGUGUUUGGCUUUAAUGUCUUCUUCACUCGUGCUUUUAGGAAACGGUGGGCGGGGCCGUCUGUGUCCUGUGGUCCCACUCAUCGUCCAAGUUUUGUUUUAAGUACAGUGCGCAACAGAACCAAGCAUCACGACAACAGAACGAUACUUUGUUACCGAUUGUGAUACCGAAUCUUGAACCAGCAUUCACUCAGAGGACUGACAGUCGGCGCCGUUGCAGUUGAUUUGAAGUAACAUUUUGCACAAACGCAUGUUCGCAGCGAAAACAUACUGCCACAGCAUGUUCAGUUCGAGUCUUUUAUCCCUAAUCUAUUAUGUUUGUCUCCUCUAACGUCCUGUUUGCUCUCACUGGAGGGACACUGACCAGCCAAUCACGUGUUCCCUCUGGUUAUUAGUAUCGUACGCAAACACAGGAUGAAAUCUACUCGUAUAAUCGACGCCUUUUGGGGAUUUUAAGGAGCCUCGCAGUGGUUUGUGCUCGUGUUGUGAAGCUCUUGAUCAACCAAUCAGAUCGAACAAUAACCAGCACAGAACACUGCUUUUCUACAGAUAUACAGAAGUGGAAAAACACUUUUGGACACCCUUAAAAUAUUCAAAAAAGUACAAGAUUUCACAGUCGGUAAAGUCAGGUAAUAUGAAGGAAAUAUGUACAUUUAUUACCUGUAAAUGAUGUGUAAAUUUCUCAUUUGAUGCCAAUACAGAUGUUAUUUCUGUUCGUUUAAAUUGGUUUUGUCAUUUAUUCUCCCUUAACAAAGACAUUUUCAAUAUGAAUGAAUAAAAAGUUUUUCAGUCCAUCACAUGAUUUUUUGACUGAACAGAGAAUAAAAUUUUAAUAUACCUCAACUGAUCAAUAGAAUAGUAGAAAAAAGUUAAAACUUUACACAAUUUCAAUUAUGAUGAAGUAUUUGUGUAAAAAUCUUUUGUGUUUCUAAAAGUAUGACUGCAUCAAACAGACACAAAAAAAUGCUUUUUUUUUUUUGGUAAACAAGAAAAAAAUAAUAUAAUAAAGGUUAUUUAUAUUGCACUUUUUGCAGAAAGAUUUCACAAAGUGCUUUACAAUAAAAUCAGAAGUAAAAUAUAUAAAUUAAAUUCUUGACAGUUUGAACAUUAGCAUUAUUUUGCUGAAUCAUCCAGUUUUGACUUGGAUGGAACUGAGCACGUGCAGAAGGAGCAUGUGGGUUAAGUGAAUGGAACAGUGACUUAAGAGUGAUUCUUAAUGCAGUUUUCCACAUGGAUGGGGUGUCCAUAAAGCUUUUUUCCACUUGUGUAGAGGGUGUACACGUCACUUACCCGCUGGAACACGCCCUCUGAGUGGCAAAACACCAUGCAACGCAGCCAGGAAACUACAAAACAGGGAGCGAAACAAACGAUUAUCUGCUAAAAUUAGAGGCAACUGGACUCAGACCCAUGUUCCCCAUGUUCUUUAAGACCUACAGUGAUGCAUGUGCAGCAUCUGGAGACACGGAUAAAACAUGUGCGACUAUCUUUAAUGUCAAGUAAGUGCUUUAACAAUGUACAGUUAGAAAAGUAAUGAUAUGCACUUUACUUUGUUGCUAUUGAAACAUGAAUUCUCACUUUGUCAUCACUCCACGACCCAAAUUUAGCUCAUGACUAGGAUUUUUACUGAUAAAUCAUCAAUUCUGCAUGGAAAUAAUGCAUUUUUCUGCUGAAUCCAGACCAUAAAUAAACCUAAAAUCCAAUGUGGAAACACCAGAAUGCUAGUCACGGCUAAUGGGCUGCUAGCAUUAGCAAUCUGUUACAGCACUAAUACUUGAUGUUAAUGCUAACUAGCAACAAACUAACAAAACACACAAUUCAAUGCUGCUUUUCUAUUUAAAUGAAUUCAUAUUUUAAUUUAAUGAUAAAAAAUACAGAAUGUUAAUCUCAGGACCUACUAGUUAAAACAUGUAUAUAUUUGGCCGUUACUUGUUGCAUACAGGUAUAAAACAGUUUGUAAUGCGAUGUAAUCAUUAUUAUUGUUUUGUGCGUUGGAGCAGAUGAACGCCACUCAGAGGCUCAAACCUCCGUCAACGUCACGUCCACACCCUUUACCUGUAGAAAUCUCCCUGAAAUCUCCCAAAGGUUUGUCACUCUGCCACACCUUGUGCCUUUACCGAUACCGAACCAGACUCCGCCCCUUAAAAUGAAACACACACGUUAUCAUUAAUGUACAGAUAUACUCUAAUUUACAGAAGAACUUCCACUGGUCUAAACCUAACGGUCUGUAAUGGAUGUGUCCCCUUGAGCUGCUCAUGACACGUGUUGGAUGUUCGUUUUGCCGGUUGAGCAUGUUUCUGAAUGUACCGUAUUAUCUCAGUGGGUGUUUUAUUUAUUUAUUUAUUUUUAAUGCCAAAUUCUACUUUUACUUGCUAAUUUCACGGCCACUUUUGGUGUAACGGUCCCACAAAGCUAGCCCGGUGUCGCUAAAGUUAUUUUUUAAGAAUCGUUUCUAAUUGAUUUCUUGAACGAGAAUUAGUCUGGGUCCUCUUCUGUUAAUUUUGACUUCCAGAGGUUUGGACUGAACUGUCUCUAAAUGCAUUUACUGUUAUUGUAUCAAACCACAUCUGACCCAUAUCAGGUAAAUUGUGAUUGAUUUAUCGGCUCCACCCAGUUCCAGACCAGAUGAGUCAAUGCCAGACUCAUAUUUAGGCAGAUGGGUCUGGUUUGAAAGCUCCGCACUUGUGGCUUUAGUUGCACCAGAAGUUGCCAAAAGACGUCCCGACUGUAACGAUCUGCUUCUACGUUUGACUCGGACCCGAUCCGCUGCUGGUUCUGACUGACUUUAGCUCCUGAAGCUGAGGAGGAAAUGACCCAUAACUGAAUGUAACUGCAUGGACUCAUUCUAAAGGCAUGCUCAGGGAGGAAAAACUGAGGCUACGUGUAUAAACCGUGCAUUAACCUCAUCAUGAUUUCAACGUCGUGUUUUCGUUCCCUCGUUUCUUUCGGCUGUCGCAUCGUAUCUCAGAAUAUACCUAAACUGAUGCAAUUAAAGCUAAUAAAGAUAUAUCUGUUUAACUUUA
Molecule: messenger RNA, 6560 nt
Organism: Sphaeramia orbicularis (orbiculate cardinalfish)
Lineage: Eukaryota; Metazoa; Chordata; Actinopteri; Kurtiformes; Apogonidae
Product: kinesin heavy chain-like
Biological process (GO): microtubule-based movement
Molecular function (GO): ATP binding; microtubule motor activity; microtubule binding
Source: RefSeq, a predicted model, not a curated record